This is a messenger RNA of Rotaria sordida, 2406 nucleotides long. The record is from the annotation of a GenBank genome assembly. NCBI's taxonomy places the organism in Eukaryota, Metazoa, Rotifera, Eurotatoria, Philodinida, Philodinidae.
AUGGAUGAAAAUGAAAUAAUAAAUCAAAAAAGUGAUCAACGUACAGGACGUGGACCAGGUUUAGCAACAAAUACAGUAGAAAAAUUGAAUGAAACACCAACAGCACCAAAUGUUGUUACAAAUAGUUCCGGUCCUAAUGCUAUGCUUAUGGUUGGACCUAAUUUUCGUGUAGGAAAACGUAUAGGAGCUGGAAAUUUUGGAGAAAUUCGUUUAGGAAAAAAUUUGUAUAAUAAUGAACAUGUAGCAAUUAAAUUAGAACCUAUGAAAUCUCGUGCACCACAACUUCAUCUUGAAUAUCGAUUUUAUCGACAACUUGGAAAUUGUGAAGGAAUUCCACAAGUACAUUAUUUUGGACCAUGUGGAAAAUAUAAUGCUUUAGUUAUUGAAUUACUUGGACCAUCUCUUGAAGAUUUAUUUGAUAAUUGCGAUCGAAAAUUUUCACUUAAAACCGUCCUUAUGAUCGCUAUUCAAUUAAUUACACGUAUGGAAUAUGUUCAUUCAAAAAAUUUAAUUUAUCGAGAUGUUAAACCUGAAAAUUUUCUUAUUGGACGUUCAUCUACACGUAAACAACAUUUGAUACAUAUUAUUGAUUUUGGAUUAGCUAAAGAAUAUAUCGAUCCUGAUACCGGUCGACAUAUACCAUUUCGGGAACAUAAAAGUUUAACGGGUACAGCGAGAUAUAUGAGUAUUAAUACUCAUCUUGGAAAAGAACAAAGUCGUCGAGAUGAUUUAGAAGCAUUGGGGCAUAUGUUUAUGUAUUUUUUACGUGGUAGUUUACCGUGGCAAGGAUUAAAAGCUGAAACAUUGAAAGAACGUUAUCAAAAAAUAGGUGAUACUAAACGUGCAACUCAUAUUGAUGUAUUAUGUCAGAGUCAACCUGAAGAAUUUGCUAAAUAUUUAAAAUAUGUACGAAAUUUAGAUUUUUUUGAAACUCCUAAUUAUGAAUAUUUGAGAAAAUUAUUCAAAGAUUUAAUGGAUGCUAGAAAUUAUGCUUGUGAUUAUAAUUUUGAUUGGGUAGAAAAAAUGCAAAAAUUAACAAAUAAAGCUUCUGCUAAUAAUGCUCAAUAUCCAACAUCAACUCAACCGGAAACAUCCUCUAGUCCAGCAGCACGACAAUUAAAUAAAACGGGCAAAACUGGUUCAGGAUUUUUAAAUACUCAUCUUUCACCAUCAACACAACAAGUACAUGGAUCAUUACAGUUAAUAAGUUCACCUGAUGAAGAUACUGAUCGUGCUGAUCGAGAACAUGCACAUAUUAUUACAUCAUCAUCUCCAGCUAAUGUUGAUGUUAUUAGUGAUACAAAAUGUUGUUGUUUUUUCAAUCGUCGUACAAGACAACAGUUCAAUACAUCAUAUACGGCAUUGUUGUCAAAUCGUGAUUUUGGUGUUGAAUAUUUAAUAUUGAUUAUGGAUGAAAAAGAAAUACCUAGUCUGGCUGAAAUUCAUAUAGCGGCAAGUCAUCUUCGUUCUAUAUCAUUACCAAUUACACCUAUUCUAACAAGUACAUUAUUAAAUACAUUAACAGGAAGAAAUGUUUAUUUAAAAUGUGAAAAUUUUCAACGUACAGGUUCAUUUAAAAGUCGUGGUGCUCUUAAUGCUGUACUUAAUGCAAUGAAAGUUGACCCAAAUUUAAAAGGUUUUGUUACACAUUCAUCCGGUAAUCAUGGACAAGCAUUAGCUUAUGCUGCAUCAAUUGUUAAACGGCCAUGUGUUGUUGUUGUUCCCCAAGGUACACCAAAAAAUAAACUAGAUGCUAUUGAAAAUUAUGGUGCAGAAAUAGUUAUUUGUGAACCAAUACCAGCAAGUCGAACAUCGGUUUGUUUACAAAUUAGUCAAGAACGUGGUUUUUUAAUUAUACCACCAUUUGAUCAUCCAGAUGUUAUUGCUGGUCAAGGAACAAUUGCCGUUGAACUUCUUGACCAAGUACCUAAUCUUGAUGCAAUCUUAGUACCAGUAAGUGGUGGUGGUCUUAUAAGUGGUAUUGCUUUAUAUACUAAACGUAUUAAUCCAAAUAUUCGAAUAUAUGCAUGUGUACCUGAAGGAAAAAUGCUUGAAGAAUGUUUAAAAGAAGAAAAACGUCUAUGGCCUGAACCUUCUCAAUUUCUUAAAACAAAAUGUGAAGCAUGUCGUUUACAACAAUGUGGUAUACUUACAUUUCCAAUAAUGUGUUCAUUAGUUGAAAAACAAGUAUUUGUUAUAUCCGAUAAAAUAAUGAUUAAUGCAACACGAUUUGCAUUUGAACGACUUAAAUUAGUUAUUGAACUUGCUGCUGGAUUAUCACUUGGUGCUUUAUUAACUUAUUUUGAUCAAUUAGAUCCAAAUAUUCGUAAUGUAGGUAUUAUUUUAUGUGGUGGCAAUAUUGAUUUAAGUGUACCAUUACCUUGGUUGCAAGAAGAUAAUCAAUAA